Molecule: messenger RNA, 2382 nt
Organism: Fusarium poae
Lineage: Eukaryota; Fungi; Ascomycota; Sordariomycetes; Hypocreales; Nectriaceae
Exons: 4
Coding region: 1-2382 (793 amino acids)
Source: RefSeq, a predicted model, not a curated record
AUGGGCUCUCUUAGUCUCCCCCGUUUAUACAUUCUUGAUACAGACCUCAUCAACUUCCCCAAUCCCAACAAAGGUCGCAUUCUGUCAUGCAACACAGAUGGCUCAGACCUUUGCACAAUAUUCGACAACAUCUCUACGAUGCCCGAUGGUAUCGCUAUCGACCAUAACAACGGCUGGAUGUAUUGGACAAACAUGGGUCCUACCUUCAAGUCCAAUGAUGGCUCUAUUGAACGUUCGCGACUAGACGGCUCCGAGAGAACAACCAUCGUCGCGUCAGAUACCAUUGGAGUCCAUACCCCAAAGCAGCUGACUAUCGCGACCAAGAGUAGAAAACUUUAUUGGUGCGAUAGAGAAGGCAUGAAGGUCAUGCGCUGUAACCUUGAUGGAUCUGAUAUUGAGGUUCUUGUUUCCACUGGUUCAACAGCAGAAGACCAGAAGGAUAUGUCUCGAUGGUGUGUAGGUAUUACCGUCGACGAGACAAACGGAUACUUUUACUGGUCCCAAAAGGGGAACCCCAAGGGUAGUCAAGGUCGCAUCUUCCGCGCCAAGAUCGACAACCCAUCAGAAGUCCAAGUUGUAUUCAUCAACCUCCCCGAACCCAUCGACCUCGAGAUCGACGAGGACACCCAAACAUUAUACUGGACGGACCGUGGAGACCCGCCCAAGGGCAACUCCCUCAAUCGCGCCUUUGUCGGUGGAACUCCCAAGGCUGAUGCUUCCGAUCGGGAGAUUCUAGCCAGGAGAUUGCAUGAGACGAUCGGACUCGCAUUGGAUAAGAAGGCUUCGACAGUAUAUGUAACGGAUUUGUCGGGCGGUGUUUACGCGCCACAACAAUUCAGCAUAAACCCCUUUGCCCACAUCUUCAAACUGUCUUUGCCAAAUACCAUGAACAACUCUCAGGAACAGGACCAGCUCCUCUUCCAGGAAGCCUUUUGGGAUCCAAAACACCAAAGUCUUUCGCUCGGAAUGCCCUCAGAAAAACUUCCACCUCGGCGAACCAGUAUUGCAAACACUGGUCAGCACCGGCAAGAUCCGCCUUCAUCUUCACAGGAUGAUCCAUCUUCACAGGAUGAUCCAUCUUCAGAGGAUGAUCAAUCUUCUGGGGACCCGAUGAAUAAUCCUGCAAAUUGGGCAGGCUCGGGUCCCAACGAUGCAAUGACAGAUCGGACGGGGGUACAGAUGUCUGCUACUGCCCCUGGAUUUGCUGAUCAAAUGAGGACAGCUAUCCCCCAACCCCUCUCUAAUGGAUGUUAUCAACCAUCCUUGAACAUCUCUCUUUUUGACAACACCAUUCCCCCAACUUGGUUUACCCCCGAACACCUAGUGCAAUAUCGCCAGGCUCUGUAUAACACAUACAUGCAGCAUUAUAAUCAGUCUCUGUACUAUGAGAUGCGACACCCUGCCUGGAAAGAUUACAUGCAGCAGGAUUUUCAAUGGGCUCCUAUCGCUGCAAAUGGGUUCAACGAAGUUCCAAUUAUACCAGAGCACAACAAUUGUACUUCUGGGUAUCAGGCCUACGGCGACACUGGAGAAACGGGACUCACGAAUGACACUGUUAUGCAGUCUCCCCAAUCCGCUGGUUCGAUGUCUCCUUCGUCUGAUCCGUGGAAAGUGUCCAGACUAGCCUAUCAAACUCUGGAGAGAACGGAACUCAAGGUGGACAAAAUCAGGGAGGCUCUGAGCAAGCUUGAGCGAAUCAAGCCUAGCCCCGGGUCAAGUGGUGUCAACAAGAACAUUUCCCAAUCUAACGAGGAAAAUUCUAGAAGCGUAUCCUGUCCGAUCCCAAGCACUUCAACGUCACCAGACGAUGAGAGCAUGGAUGUUUCUCCAGAUGGAAGUAACAUCGAAAAAACAACCGGGAAGACCAGAGAAACUCCCUGCUCAAACAACCCUAUCUGGAAGUACUACAUCACCCACCCUUCAAAGAAGAUCAAACCGGCAAACAGCACAGAGGAAAUGGCAACAGUCCACGCAAAGCUGCUUGCCCGAUCAAACCUCAACUCCAAGCCUUGGAACGGCAACCUCAGCGACCUCGUAGCCGUGGGCCGUUACCCUUUCAAUGAAUUGGAAGACAACACAGGCAUACGAGACAAGGUUUACAAUCUCUUCCGAAACAUACCCCAUGUAUCCAUCGAGAUGUGCGGGAUCAAGAAGGAAAAGAGCGGAGAGAACGAAGAGAAGAGAGAGAACGAAGAGAACAAAGAAAACAAAACAAAUGUCAAGCUGAUGGUACUUGUUUCACAAUCCACUGCACUUGCUAGGUGGACGGAAGCUCAACUUCAACUUCUUGCCACGCAUCUGAAAGAUCUGUUCGCCGAGGUGAACCUUGAUUAUGUGGAUGUUGAGAUAUGGGCGACGAAUUUUGAACUGAUUGUUGUCUAG